AGCACCUUCUCAUAAUUUGGAAUCGGCUAAGUCGGGAGAGAUUUAUCUAGAGAACAUGAUAGAUUAGUGGCUUUCAUUUUCACCUGGAUAAACCCACCUGGAAUGCAUACUUUCAUUAUUGUUCAGUACAUUAGCAUAUGAAAUCAGCUUGUGUUUCGGCUAUAAGGUGGAGCCACAUUGCUACAUCUGCGCCACAAAACUCUGAUCAUGUCCUUUCAGCACUCCUUUCACCAUCUUAAUCACUCAGUUUCGAUAAAAGGGCAUGUUGGUUCAUAAUACGGAGACGGGAAUGUAAAAUGUUUUACCUGACUAAUGACCAAGAGGGUGUUGUCACAAAUGACUAGAUAUAAUAGCAUUUACUUCUAUUAAUGUGGUGAAAGGAUUGACCCUGUUGUGAAAAACAACUGAUCUACAAUUGUCAGAAAUAGUUUCAAGAGUCUGUAUUACAUUAUUAUACUCCUAUAUGGUUCAGUAAAAUAGCACAUUGAUAUGAGGUUAAGGAGAGAUGCAAUUGUGAAUUUCCUAUAUAAAAUAUGUAGUGAUCUUUAGAAAUUUUAACUCUUUAUUUUUUGAUACAUAUCUAUGGGAAUGUGUGUUAGCAAGUGUGUGUUUGUUUAAAGUUUAAGUGUGAGGCAAAUAUGAUGUAUCCUUUGUACAUGACAAUAUUACUAAAUUCUCCUUGUUUUUUUAAAUAAUUCAAUUACUUUUCUUCAGAUGGGUAGAGUCCCUGAAUUACGUACAUACACUAAACAUUGCAAUGUAGAAACCAAAAAAUGAGGCAACAGUUAGCCUACUAGAUGUAAGGGAUAAAUAGGUGGAGGUCACGCCCAUCAUACGUAACCCUGAGUCUCAUGUGACAAUGAAUGAAUGUCUUAUUCUAUUCAAAGUCUUCUGUCCCUUCAGGCAGUACAUGCCAAGUCUAUAGAACAUACCAUCAUUUGGUCAGCAAGUAUAUCUCUGCAGGGAAUGUGUAAGUCUAAGAUGUGAAAAGCAUCUGGAGGGACAUCCGUGAAGAGCCAGGAGGUGCUGGGUAUGAGUGAUGGAAGGUUUUAAUAUAAUGUAUAGCAAUGUCUUAAUAGCUUGGGAUUAAGUUCAAAUGUGGAAGCUGACUAUAAUUUCUUUUUUUAAAGAGUGCUAAGAAGAAUAGCCAGAAUCACUAAUGAGUUUCUGAAGAUCUAGGGAAGGUCAACGAAUUCCUGAAAUUUUACUUUGCGGAAGUACUGCUGCUUUGAACUACUGCCUCAAGGAUAACAUAAAAAUGCUUGUUAGUAGCAUGGUGCACAAAGAUCUCCGGCCGAAGAAUGUAGGAAGAAGGGCCUAGCUAGAUAAGAAGACAUGUGACCUCAGAUUAUUUUCUACAACAAUGUCAAUGUGUCUAUAUUUAACACAUUCUCUCAGCUGAAACCAACUGUCUGAGUAGAGCCUGUUUUGUAGUCUUCAUGGUCUCUGGGCUCUUUUAUGGGUUUUUAUAGGUACUUCUGUUUCCUCCAGCAGUAAAAAGCACAAGGUCCAAGUGAAUUGGUUUCUUUUAGCUGCCCUUUGUGUGAGACUACGCCCUGGCAUUCUGUCCAGGGUGCCCACUGCCUCAUGCCUGGGAUAGGAUCCAUUCUCAUUCCUCAUAUUGAUCCUGUGCUAGAAGAGUAACCUGGAAAGGUCAUGGAUGGAUGAAUCCAUGUAUGCUGGAUGCUCCUCAUGGAACUGUUACACAACCUGUUACCUCAAUUCCCUGCUUCAAGGUGGUGCACCCAGAGCUUCCUCCAGAUCAAUUGCAGAGAACACAGGGUCAUGUGAGGUCCGGAGCCUAUCCCAGAGGCUAUGGGCACAAGGCAAGGAACGACCCAGAAUGGGGCACCAACCCAUGGCAAGGCACACUCAGACACCAGUCCCACUAUAUCCAAAGCUUAAAAGAUUUAUAUUUCCAUUUAUACAUACUGUCCAUAUCUAAGGUGACCAGAUAAUCCAUGUCAGGAGGACACUUUGAGUGAAGACAUGAUUUGUAAACUAACCUGGAUUUCACUUAAGCACUGAGUUCUUGCUAUGUGCUGUUUGGUCAGUCUCCUGUAAUCAUGCAUGUGUCACUAAUGUUAAUGUCAAAGCACAAGAUGAGCUGAACUCUUUAGCCAAGCACAGGAGCCUUUCAGUUUUAAAGUAGUUUGUAAAACCUGAAGUAGCUCGAGGUGUCCUCCCUGACAGGGAUUAUCUGGUCUUCCUAUCCAUAUUUUAGCCAUUAUGCUACCCACUAUCUCUGUACUUUAUUCCUCCUAUGAUUUGUUGCAAUGCUAUUCCUGGGCUGUUCUAACUGGAGUUCUGCAUGUCAUUUUAAUGAGAAAUGUAAUGGAUUUACUGCACGAUAGGAGAUUGAGGACUGCGCAUAUAGCUGAACUUGCUUGCAGUGAAUGGCUGCGAUGUGUCCCAGCGUCUCAUUGGACGCCGCGCGGGCUGUCAUUAAGAAGGGCUGGCCGCAGGAGCCUAUCCAGCAAAGACGUGUUUCUUUUGAAAAGAGGAAGGUGCUAUACCUGUGAUACUGUUAUCUUACUUUCCUUUUACGUUGUCUGAGUUUCUGUUAUUGAACAGAUAGUCGAGAGCACUUUAGGUAUUCAGUCCGAAAGCAUGUGACAGCGUAUCCGCAGCUGAAGCCUUUUGCUGAAGUUUAGUCUGUUGUUUUCUCUUGGGUGUUGGGUUGUUCGGUAUUCGCCGGUGCUGUUAAAAGUUACUGUAUAGUGACAUGAAAUAGGGUUAAGUUACUAAACGUAGGCGUCAUCUCACUACUGGACCUCGAAUUCACGUGUAGAUACCGAGACGAGGAAAAGCCGGACUCAACAAUGACCAACAAAAACGGGAUGGUGAUGAAAAUCCAAACGCCGAUCCGUACGGACUCGUUUAAAAGCAGUUAUGAUGUGGUUGGCAAAACACUGGGCAGGGGUAAGUUUGCUGUGGUGAAGAAGUGUGUCGAAAAGUCGACUGGGAAGGAGCAUGCAGCCAAAUACCUGAAGAAGAUGCGCAGGGGGCAGGACUGCCGCUCAGAUAUUAUCCAUGAGAUCGCCGUGCUGGAGUAUGCGAAAUCCAACCCCUUCGUUGUAUCCCUCCAUGAAGUCUAUGAGACGACAAAAGAGAUGAUCCUGGUGCUUGAAUAUGCAGCCGGUGGGGAGAUUUUUGACCAGUGUGUAGCGGACGAGACCUUCCCAGAGCGGGAUGUCAUCAGACUCACCCAGCAGAUCUUAAAGGGCGUUGCUUGUCUGCACCGUAACAAUGUAGUACACUUGGAUCUGAAGCCUCAGAAUAUCCUGCUGACCAGCUCCCAGCCCUUGGGUGACAUCAGAAUCGUGGACUUUGGUCUGUCCAGAUGCAUGGACAACAAGGAGGAGGUUCGGGAGAUAAUUGGGACACCGGAGUAUGUGGCCCCUGAAGUCCUCAACUACGAGGCCUUAAGUCCAUCCACAGACAUGUGGAGCAUUGGUGUCCUGACCUAUGUCAUGCUGACAGGAUCGUCCCCAUUCCUGGGUGAUAACAAACAGGAGACCUUCCUGAACAUCUCGCAGGGCAAUGCGGACUACUCCCAGGAUGUCUUUGAGGGAGUGUCUUCCCUCGCCAUCGACUUCAUCAAGACCCUCCUUGUCCAAGAUCCUAGAGAGAGACCCUCUGCUGAAGACUGUCUGGCUCAUCCCUGGCUGAUGGGGGGGUCUAAGCCGCCCACCCACCUCCACUCUACCCUGUUGCCUAGCCAAGCUGAGCCCGAGACCAGCCAGUCAGAAUCGGACUCAGAACCUGAGAGUCCAGUCCCCUCCCGGGAUCUGCUCUACAUGACGCCCUACUGCUCCAGCCAGCGUGAGAUGAAGGCCAUUCGGGGCACCUUCUCGUGCGACGAGCCCUUUCCCAGCCUCCCCGAGAUCCCGCAGAAGUGCGUCUGCUGAGCCAGCUUGACUAUGGACCGUCAGUUAGCCCCUGUGGUUAUCAUUAUUGUUAUUGUGUUGUUUUUUUAAGGCACUUUGAGGUUGUGCAAUGGCCAUGUCUGAAUGUGGCAGUUUGACAUGCUGUCAAGGAAUCUGUAGCCAUGCUUUGAAGAAGGAAUGUUAAAAAGCCCAUGCAUUAUCUCCAAGUCAUUAAGAGGAUUUUUCCCACCGUUUCUUUCUUCUUAAUUUAAAACAAACCUGUUAUAGAUGUCCAUCAUACACUGUGGUAAAGGUAUCUCAGUUCUUCUUUUGUUUUCUAUGUUGAACUUUUCUCCUUUUAUCUCCGUUAAGAUGGCCUGGAUCCAGAGAUCAGGGAAUAUAUGCUAACCUAGAAAAGGGUUGAAGUAACAGUUGUGACACAUGUUCCCUCCUCUAUAUUUUUGUUUUCCCCUUGAAAUUUUAUUUUAUGGGCAUAAGUAAAAAGCCUGUAUGUGUUGUACUAUGAGGGUUAUAUACAACAACUAUUAGCUUGCUUGGUACUUUUUAUUUGUGAAGUUUCAAGGAGUGACAGACCAGUGCUGAAGUUCAUAAUUUUCACGUAGUUUUUGCUUGUAUUUGGUUCUGUGUGUGUCCUCAAAUCAAGAUAACCAAGUACCUGAAUUAAACGAGAAUAAUAAAGGAAAGAAUUGUUUACUGCCUUCUUUAGUUAGAUUGACCAACUUCCAAGCACUUUGUCAGAAAAUGGACUGAUAUCUCACGGUGUCCAAAAAUCUUAAUUUAUUACUUUGGAAAAUUUAUUGCAUAUUUUUCACACCUGAGUUUUGUUUUUAAUCUCAUAUAAAUGCCCAGUCAUUGCUGCUAAAAUUGUGUUAUUCAGAUUGACAUGGAUUUUGUUGAUGUUUUAAAGUUCUCUGCCUUAUUUCCUUGACUUUUCCAAACUGAGUAAUAUUUUGUAAAAGUUCUUGAAAGGAAAAUCUGAAAUACAGCGUCAUGCUUAGCAGCUCAAAGCUGGCUGCAUUAGUAAUGCCUUGAAGUUUUAUAUGCAGAGAAAUUUCCGGAACAAGCAUUAAAUCAAAAUAUUCAUACAUAGGACUGAAAUGUGUAUAUCUGUCUAUUUAGUUUUUAGGUUAAUAUCCUCAAUUUUUUUCUGUUGUCAAUUUGAUUGUUUUAAUUCAUGUAUAAAUAUAUAAAGUGCUGUAUUAACUUGU
This is a messenger RNA of Paramormyrops kingsleyae, 5098 nucleotides long. The record is from RefSeq and is a predicted model, not a curated record. Lineage: Eukaryota; Metazoa; Chordata; Actinopteri; Osteoglossiformes; Mormyridae.